Juglans microcarpa x Juglans regia is the source of this 931-nucleotide messenger RNA. RefSeq names its product probable bifunctional TENA-E protein. Lineage: Eukaryota; Viridiplantae; Streptophyta; Magnoliopsida; Fagales; Juglandaceae. Gene Ontology annotation, cellular component: cytosol. The transcript is spliced from 3 exons. The record is from RefSeq and is a predicted model, not a curated record. Bases 69 to 764 code for a protein of 231 amino acids.
UCUCUCGCUCAUCCUGCAUUCCUGCGAGUCAACUUGGGGACUGUAGUACGGUUCCAGAGUAAGGAAAAAUGGACGUGGGAAAGAUAAGGGAAGAAGUGGAGAAGAGUGGGAUGAUCGACACGUGGUUGAGAAAGCACAGUCUGAUUCACACCGGAGCUACGAGGCACCCUUUCAUCCUCGGUAUUCGAGAUGGGACCGUCGAUCUCUUCGCCUAUAAAACAUGGCUGGGACAGGAUUACCUGUUUGUUAGAGCGUUUAUCCCAUUUGUAGCAAGUGUAUUGAUUAAAGCUUGGAAGGAAUCGGAUAACAGCAGUACGGAUAUGGAAGUGAUAUUGAGUGGAAUGGCUUCUCUGAAUGAGGAGAUUUCGUGGUUCAAGAGUGAAAUCCCCAAGUGGGGUCUUCAACUAUCUGGCAUUGUUCCUCAGAAAGCAAAUCAAGAUUAUUGCCGAUUUCUGGAGAAUUUGAUGGGCCCGGAUGUUGAAUACACAGUGGCUAUCACUGCCUUAUGGACCAUUGAAGCCGUUUAUCAAGCGAGUUUUGCCCUCUGCCUGGAGGAUGGGGCGAAGACUCCGGCAGGACUGAGGCAGACUUGCCAAAGAUGGGGCAAUGAUGGCUUCCGUCAGUAUUGUAAUUCUUUGCAGCAAAUUGCUAAUCGUCAUCUACAGAAGGCGUCCAAUGAUUUGCUCACAAAAGCUGAAGUAGCAUUGCUACGUGUUUUGGAACAUGAAGUUGAGUUUUGGAACAUGAGCCGUGCUGAGGCCUAGUCAGCCUUAACUUCAGAAACCUUGACAUGAUAUGAGUGAGAUGGUUGUUUGUGUUUGAUAGCGUGUCCAUCAUUUAUGUUGCAGUGAAUGAAAUGAUGCGCAUCUCAGUUCUUGUUGUAACCUCUAUCACUGUUUUGUUGGAUCUGUCAAACGUGUAUAUUGGUCGU